Molecule: messenger RNA, 1827 nt
Organism: Penicillium riverlandense
Lineage: Eukaryota; Fungi; Ascomycota; Eurotiomycetes; Eurotiales; Aspergillaceae
Product: AATF family protein
Exons: 2
Coding region: 1-1827 (608 amino acids)
Biological process (GO): maturation of SSU-rRNA from tricistronic rRNA transcript (SSU-rRNA, 5.8S rRNA, LSU-rRNA)
Cellular component (GO): nucleus; nucleolus
Source: RefSeq, a predicted model, not a curated record
AUGGCGCCAGGCAAGACGCACCCAGGACGGUCGCUGGCAGACCAGCUGGCGGAUCUCGAAGAUCCGACUCCCAAGGCAAAGCUGCGGAAGCAGGACCCGGCUGCACUGGGAAAACAAUACGCAGGUGCACGGGUUAGUCGGGCUGCCCUUGAGGCAGACAGUGAUGACGAUCCAUUUGCGGCACUUACCGAUGAGAGUGAUCAAAGCGUCAGCGAUGAGAUUGAGUCCUCGAGCGAGGAGUCGUCCACCGGCCCUAGUGGGCCCGGAGACGGAACAGCGGAGCACUCAGAACACAACUCAAAGACAGGCCAAAUAGGCGGGAAAUCCACGCUGCCGAAAAAGAAGGCCUCGAAAAACAAAGAAACAACCGUGACAUCACAAUCCCCGUCAAGGUACCAGAUAGUAUCGUCACACAACUCGUCCACGAGCCGAGGGAAAGAGGACCUCACCACCUCGGCGGAUGAGUCCGACUCAGAAUCGGUACUCCUCCCCUCCAUAUCGGAUGACGAGCUCGACAUUGUCGGGGAUGAGGGUAUCAUCGGGGAUCAGCUCGGUGAGGUUGUCGAGGACGUCGAAAUGGAAGACUUCGACGUAGACACGGACGAUGUUCUUGGAGAGGCACAGGAUGAUGAUGUGUCGGACGAAGCGGAUAAUCAGCAGGGAGCACAGGCAGAGGGCCGCGAUGCAGAAGGUAUGGAGGAUGAUGAAGAUGAGCGGCUCAACAAGAAAGGCAGCAAGCGGGUCCAUUUCAAGAAGUCUCGGUCGAACGAAACGACGGAUGAUCGGGAAGAAUUACGAAAGCUGAUGGCCUCUGAUCAGAAGACCAUCGCGGCAACGAUCUCACAAGCUGCCAAGGCAGAUGCGGCAAAGGGGAGGGCAGUCAAGGAGCAACGUACAGUGUUUGACGCUUUGUUGAACACGAGGAUCAAGCUUCAGAAAGGCUUGACGGUGAUGAACGAAGCGGUCGGGGUGAUUGGGGAAGAGGAUGAUGGGGUGGAAGGAGAAGGGGAAAAGGAAAAGGAAGGGAACGGGGAGGCAAUCAAGGCCGCUGAAUCGGCAGCCCUCGCCCUAUGGUCUACGCUGGAGGAGCUACGUCUCGCAUUAACUGUAUCCCACGCCAAAGACGAGACCAAAAAACGCAAGAGACUUUCCUCCGUCUCUUCAACGACUUCCUUGCCAUCCCUCUGGACACGCAUGGAGGAGCUGGAGGCCGAGUCUCGCGCCCAUCGUCGUGCUGUGCUCGAUAAGUGGUCUGUCAAAGUGCGAGGCGGCUCCACAUCUCUCCCCAAUGCCCGAGGCAAGCUUCUGGGCUCUGCCUCUGGCCAGCAAACCAUCACUACCGUCCUCGAUGCGCACAUUGCCACAGAAAUCGGAGAACGCGCUCCCAAACGUUCUCGCCAGUCAGAUGGUCACCAUGAGCCUGUUUACGACGACACCAUUUUCUACCAGUCCCUUCUUCGAGACCUCGUCGAGCAACGAAUGUCCUCAUCGGACGCCAUGACCAACGGUCUGGACACUCUUCACCAACUGCCGUCUCGUCUGCCCAUUCACCCCGUCACUGGUAUGCGUAACGACAAGGUGAAGCGCGACAUCGACACUCGCGCCUCCAAAGGCCGCAAGAUGCGAUUCAAUGUUCACGAGAAGCUGCAGAACUUCAUGGCCCCGGAAGAUCGUGGCGCGUGGGCUACUCGGGCCCGCGACGAGUUUUUCGCCUCUCUGCUUGGCAAGACAGCCAGUGGCCUGCUGGGUGAGGGAGACGAGAGUGCCAGUGGCGAGGACAGUGAUGAUGACCGUGAAGAGAGCGGAUUGAGACUGUUUCGCACCUAA